AUGUGCCCGAAGGACAAGCUAUUCAAGGGAUACAUCGAGCUGGAAAUGAAACUGUUCGAGUUUACGCGCUGUAGACAACUAUACACCAAGUACAUCGAGUUCAACGGCUCCAACACGCAAACAUGGAUUAAAUUUGCUGAACUGGAGCGCGGCCUCGACGACCUUGACCGCGCACGCGCCAUCUUCGAGCUUGCAGUCAACGAACCUCAACUCGACAUGCCCGAGCUACUGUGGAAAGCAUAUAUCGACUUCGAGGAAGGCGAGGGCGAGUACGAACGCACAAGAGCCUUGUACGAGCGUCUUCUCGAAAAGACCGAUCACGUCAAGGUCUGGACAUCAUGGGCACUGCUGGAGAUUGGCAUUCCCGACUCCGAGGCAGAGGAGAACGACAACGAAGACAAGCCCGUCAGCGAUGCAGCGAAAGCACGCGCUCGCGCUGUCUUCGAGCGUGCGCAUAAGCGCAUGAAGGAUAAGGAUCUCAAGGAAGACAGAGUCGCGCUUCUGAAUGCUUGGAAAUCAUUCGAAGCCAUACACGGCACUCUUGAGGACCAGGACAAGAUCGAUAAACAGAUGCCUCGCAAGGUCAAGAAAAGGAGAAAGCUCGACGACGAUAGCUUUGAGGAGUACGUCGACUACAUCUUCCCUGCCGACGAUGAGAGUGCGGCCAAAUUGGCGAGACUCAUGGCCAAUGCGCAGAAGUGGAAGGAGGCCAAAGCCGCGAAAGAGGCGGACAAUGGAGCGUAG
Messenger RNA from Alternaria atra, 744 nucleotides. RefSeq lists its product as uncharacterized. The transcript has a single exon. NCBI's taxonomy places the organism in Eukaryota, Fungi, Ascomycota, Dothideomycetes, Pleosporales, Pleosporaceae. The record is from RefSeq and is a predicted model, not a curated record. Gene Ontology annotation, biological process: spliceosomal complex assembly; mRNA splicing, via spliceosome. Gene Ontology annotation, cellular component: precatalytic spliceosome; Prp19 complex; post-mRNA release spliceosomal complex. Bases 1 to 744 code for a protein of 247 amino acids. Gene Ontology annotation, molecular function: protein binding.